This is a messenger RNA of Rhagoletis zephyria (snowberry fruit fly), 2034 nucleotides long. RefSeq names its product endoribonuclease Dicer. NCBI's taxonomy places the organism in Eukaryota, Metazoa, Arthropoda, Insecta, Diptera, Tephritidae. Gene Ontology annotation, cellular component: cytoplasm. The record is from RefSeq and is a predicted model, not a curated record. Gene Ontology annotation, molecular function: hydrolase activity; ATP binding; DNA binding.
UCUUAUUGGUCUUGCAUUACAGCCGAUAGUAUCGAUAGUCUUAAAACAUCGAUAGUAUUUUUUUAAAAGACAAACCAUCGAUAUAUCGAUAGUAUCUUCGAUAUUUUUGCACCCUACUAGUAAUUGGAAACUUUAAAGGGGAAAUCACCCAAUUUCUUGCGAACUGUGCGCUUCCCGUCUCCCGAAAACAUAACAAAGAACUGGUCCUUGCUGGGGCCACGUAAUCAUUUCAUGUUUGUAUAUCAGCAGCUCGAUUUCACAAUCGCAGAGUAGGCUAUCAGUUGCCAUACAAGUGUUUUAUUCAUUUUUAGUGACUGCUCAUUCAUAAUACAUAAUUCUUCAAUAGUAAAAUAAUAAAAUUCUUAAAAACCAAAACUCGAAAAUAAGAUGACUCCGAGUCCUACUGAAAGUAAAACCAUAUCAAAGGCAGAAAUGGAGCCUCGUCGUUAUCAGUUGGAGCUCCUGGACUAUGUCAUGCAUAGGAAUGCGAUAAUAUACCUACCUACCGGCGCCGGCAAAACUUACGUGGCGAUAAUGGCACUGAAGCGUUUUUCCCAUCAAAUGCAAGAAACAAUUGAAAAUGGUGGAAAACGUGCAAUUUUCAUGUGCAACACUGUAGAAUUAGCUCGCCAACAGGCUAUUGAACUGAAACGUUGCACCAAUUUAGCAAUCGGAUUCUAUGUGGGAGAGCGUGACGUCGAUAGUUGGUCUCGUAAAAAAUGGGAUGAGGAAAUUAGAGUAAAUCAAAUUCUCGUGGGAACCGCACAAAUUUUCCUAGAUAUAGUUUCGCAAAAUUAUAUUAAAAUUACUGAUUUAAGUGUGGUGGUAAUCGAUGAGUGCCAUCAUGCAACAAAAAGCCAUCCAAUGCACGAGUUUAUGCGUCACUUUCGUGAUAUCGCUGAUAAAUCUAAAUUGCCAAGAGUGAUUGGUUUGACAGGCGUUUUGCUGAAGGGUAACAAAUUAGCUAAAAUUCGCGAAGAACUUGAGAAUCUGGAGGCUACGUUUCGUGGCAAUAUUGUUACAGUUAGUUCUAUAGAAGAAUAUAGAAACGUGAUGGUGUAUUCGACGAAACCAACAGAAAAACUAGUAACGUAUUCAAGUCAAGCGCACAAUUUUAAAUUGCAUGACACUAUCAAAAGUAUCAUUGCCGAAUGUUUUGUUGUUGUAGAUGCAUGGAAUUUAGGAGUAAUACCAGCAAAGCAAACAAAAAAUUUGGGGACAUUGCGCGAACCCAACAAAAAGAAUUUUUUAAAAAAUCUGCUAAAUGAUUUUUUAUAUCAAACAAAUGAGUUUGGCUUAUAUGCUUCGGCAAUUGCUAUUAUGUCUCCGAUAAUCGAAUUUGAAGUAAAAAAACGGCAGGCUGAAACAAUUGCAUUGCGAAAUCUUUACCGUUACACCAUAAGUGUAUGCGAAAAAAUACGACAUAUGCUAAUAAUGGAGUUAAAAGAAGAGGAUUCAGAUCCAGAUAGUGCUUGCCACACCACUGAUAUUAUAUUGAAUUUUGCUACACCUAAAAUGCGUACACUUCUUGGUUUAUUGAGCGAUCUUUUCGAGAAUAAAGAUCCGACCGGCAUUCGAUGCUUAAUAUUCGUAGAGCGACGGUACACGGCCAAGUGUGUAUAUUAUGUUUUAAAAAAGUAUAUUGAACAAAAACCAGGGCUGGCGGAAACCCUACGUCCACAAUUCAUGGUGGGGCGGAACUCGAUAAUGCCAAGUAUAGAGAGUAUUCUUGACCAGAAAUGGAACAAAUCGGUGACGAUAUAUACUUUCACCUAUUACAUACCUUCAAAUACAAGGGUCUCUUAUUGGAUGCAUUGUAAGUGCUAUCACUGAAUAGCAAUUGCUGCAAUCGUAUAAAAUAUAAGUACAUUUUGCGCUCGUUACCAUACCGAUUUAGGGGCAGCAUUUUCGUAGAUUUUACGAGAAAUCUGAUUACAAUGGAUUUAGUAAUAACCCACACAAAUUGAUGCAGUUAUAUCGUCGCCUUAGAGUGUAAACCUGCUAACGACCAAAAAACAUAUUUUACUGUAGAGA